This is a messenger RNA of Rhincodon typus (whale shark), 514 nucleotides long. Its product is annotated as tubulin alpha chain. Gene Ontology annotation, cellular component: microtubule; cytoplasm. NCBI's taxonomy places the organism in Eukaryota, Metazoa, Chordata, Chondrichthyes, Orectolobiformes, Rhincodontidae. The record is from RefSeq and is a predicted model, not a curated record. Gene Ontology annotation, biological process: microtubule cytoskeleton organization; mitotic cell cycle. The annotation marks the transcript as partial. The transcript has a single exon. Gene Ontology annotation, molecular function: structural constituent of cytoskeleton; GTP binding.
UGCCUGCUCUACCGUGGUGAUGUGGUGCCAAAAGAUGUCAAUGCUGCCAUUGCCACCAUUAAGACCAGGCGUUCCAUUCAGUUUGUGGACUGGUGCCCAACUGGUUUCAAGGUUGGCAUCAACUACCAGCCCCCUACUGCAGUACCUGGUGGGGACCUGGCCAAGAUGCAGCGAGCUGUGUGUAUGCUAAGCAACACCACGGCCAUUGCUGAAGCCUGGGCUCGUCUCAAUCACAAAUUUGAUCUGAUGUAUGCCAAGCGCGCCUUUGUGCAUUGGUACGUGGGUGAGGGGAUGGAGGAAGGGGAAUUCUCAGAGGCUCGUGAAGACAUGGCUGCCUUGGAGAAAGAUUAUGAAGAGGUUGGCACAGCUGAUGAUGAUGAUAAUGAGGGAUUCUGAAUUCCUUUCUGAUCAAGGGCAAAACAUUUCAUUUCUGUUUGACACAAUUAAAAUGCAUUCCUUUUGAAUGAUAGCAUUCUGAAUUGCAUUGUCAUUUGCCAUGAGAAAUGGACAUUUU